UUCAACGUGUACCUGAUGCCCACUCCCAACCUGGACAUCUAUGGGGAGUGUACGAUGCAGAUCACACAUGAGAACAUCUACCUGUGGGACAUCCACAACGCCCGCGUCAAACUGAUCAUGUGGCCCCUCAACUCACUGAGGAGAUACGGACGAGACUCCACCUGGUUCACUUUCGAGUCAGGAAGGAUGUGUGACACAGGGGAGGGUCUGUUUACAUUCCAGACGCGGGAGGGAGAGAUGAUGUACCAGAGAGUCCACUCAGCCACCCUGUCCAUCGCACAGCAACAUGAGAGGAUGAUGGAGGAGAAGACUUCACAGACACACUCCAACCAGACAACGUUAACCAAGUCCAUCUCCCUGCCUCGCAGUGCCUACUGGCAUCACAUAAUGCGCCAGAACAGUGUUGGAGACAUCUACAGCUACCAAGGUACUAGCCUGACGAUGACCCUGAUGACCCGAGCACAGACCUUCCCCAGCUUCCUCUCUGGAAAGACAGAAGAAGAGCAGUCCUCUCAGCACCAGGAAGAGGCACUAUCCCCCUCCAGUGGCUAUGGCUCAAACUGCAGCCAGGUGACUCUCCAAUGACAAGUACCUUCAGAACAAUACUGGACAUUCCAACACUUUAGAAAGCCUGUAGAAAUAUGUAUGGGAACAUGUAUGAUGUAUCAUUUUAUCAUUUCAUUUUAUGUUCAUUAGGGAGAUCUGUUCUACCUUUCUGUAAUGUUUGUGUCUGUUUCAGUCUGUUCACCUGCAACAAGCACCACCAAAUGGUCUGCUUGUCCAAGAGUACAGGUCUGUACGUACGGUAUGUGUACAAUCAUCUCAACUUCAAAAGGCAUGAACAAAUACAUACGAUUCAAAUACUAGCAAAGUCUGAGAAACAGGACUGUAAGGCUUAGACUUUCUAACUCUGACCCUUGUGGGCUCCUGAGUGGCGCAGUGGUCUAAUGCACUGCAUCUCCAUGCUUCAGAUGUCACUACAGACACCCUGGUUCGAAUCCAGACAGAAUCACAACCGGCAAUAGGCACUUAUUGUAAAAUAAUAUUUUUUUCUUAAAUGACUUGCCUUGUUAAAAUACAUUUAAAAUACAGUGUCAAAAAACUAUGUGAACCCUUUGGAAAUACCUGGAUUUCUGCAUAAAUUAGUAAUAAAAUUUGAUCUGAUCUUCAUCUAGGUCACAACAAUACACAUUCUUCUUAAACUAAUAAUAUGCAAAAGAAGUAUACAUGUUAAUGUCUUUAUUGAACACACCGUGUAAACACUCACAGUGCAGGGUGGGAAAAGUAUGUGAACCCUUGGAUUUAACAACUAUUUGA
Oncorhynchus kisutch (coho salmon) is the source of this 1317-nucleotide messenger RNA. RefSeq names its product docking protein 6-like. Gene Ontology annotation, cellular component: cytoplasm. NCBI's taxonomy places the organism in Eukaryota, Metazoa, Chordata, Actinopteri, Salmoniformes, Salmonidae. Bases 16 to 585 code for a protein of 189 amino acids. The record is from RefSeq and is a predicted model, not a curated record. Gene Ontology annotation, biological process: cell surface receptor protein tyrosine kinase signaling pathway. The transcript has 4 exons.